Messenger RNA from Seminavis robusta, 2431 nucleotides. Lineage: Eukaryota; Bacillariophyta; Bacillariophyceae; Naviculales; Naviculaceae. The record is from the annotation of a GenBank genome assembly.
GCCGGGUGGAAAAUUUGGCGCCGUUGGCUGAUUUUGAGCAUCUGUGCGUCAUGGAUGAGACUACACGUAGCUGUCAAUCAUCUCGGACAACACAACGAACCCAAACGUCAAGCCAAGGGGGAAUGCGUCAACGCUUCCCACGAAAACCCAGCGUCGGCGAUUGACGUUGUUGUCAUCAUUCUGGUGAAGGAAGACAGGAGCUACAUAGCUAGAAGAUAUCUAGAUGUGCAGUCCGACAAACAAAGGCGCCUUGAAACAGGCAGGGAAGGAAGAUGACGCUGAGGAGUCAUCCAAGGCAAUAAAUGGCAACAACCGUGCUGCCGCUGUUUCUUCGGGGCAACAACGAUCGGGGGUGUCGUCGUCUCGUCGUCACCAUCACCACAACCACAAUCACCGCAAAUUCAGCCGCUCCGAUACAGCCGUUCAUUUGAUGAGUUCCAUGAUACAGCUCCAUGUGGCCGUGGAGAAAUUGCAGCAAGCAUCUCCAGAAGAUUGCUGGGAUCAAGCCUUUCUUCACCUUGUCACACAAACCAACCAAGUCUCCAGUCGCGGCAAUAAUAGUAUCCCCAAAUCGGCUCUGCGGGAAAUUCUCAAGAAUCCUCGCGUCAAACCAGUGGUACAAAUGAUCAAGUAUUUGGAAGACUUGUCUGGCGGUGAUGAUGGAACCAUUCGCAAAUCGUCCUUGGACAUGCUCUUGACAGCGGCCAUUCCGACGGUAGCGGGAACUGUGGACGGGGUGGUCACGCAAAAGAGGGCUCUUUCGCGGGUCGCUCGAGCCAGUCACAAUUUGCAGCAAUAUCUACCAGAUCAUGUCCGGGGAGACAUUCAAUUCCAAACUUCAGUGGCAAAUGACGAAGCAGCAACAUGGGCGGAAUUUUGCGAUACACUGGAAGAAGAGCAUUUGUCAAUCUACAACAAUAGCAAAAAAGAAGAGCAAACACCCGUCAAGAGACCAGCCAAACACGGGACGGUUGCAUCUCUGGGGGAAGAGAACGUGGCUCCCAAUAAAAACACCAAACACCAGACGACGACUACCGUGAAACCUGCGCCAUCACAAACAGAGGGAACCAAACCAACAGUUCCGGAAGCAUCAAAGGAAGAGCGGUCGCAACCAACAGCUACAACAUCUACAUCGGGCAAUCGCAAUGAAACAGAAUCCAAGGGGAACAACAAAACUACCGCCGACGAUGUCGCAACUCCUGCCCGAAAGAAGGCAACCAAGAUUCCACCCAUGCCUCAACCUGCAGCUCAUCCUUUCAAGAAAACUGCCAAUAAAUCACCCAUUCCAGAAGACGAGCCAACGACUCCGGGUUCCAGCAAACAUCGAAGGACCUCUAGUCGGUUUCCUAUUCCACCAUGCAACAACAACCAAUUCACGACCGGCACUUCUCAGGCUUUUACUGCGACUGUCACAUCGCCAGUAAAUGGAAGCUCGCCCAACCAAAAGGCCACCAAAUCAGACAACAAAGACGCUUCUCCUACUAGUUCAUCCUGGGGAUUCGCUCUGCCUCCUGGCUAUGAGAAGAAUGCUACUUCUCCCCGCUACAGUCCUACCAGUGAACCAACACCAACGAAACGACGCAAGGAACGUGCCAAGCCAACUCACCAGUUUGCUGCGUCUCGUAAUCCCCCUCCUAAAUUGAAGCAACCGGAAACACAGCAUCCCAGCGGAUUGUUUAGUGCGACUGCGGAGGCCAAAAAGCAUAGCCACAACCCGUUUUUGAGUGCCGCUACAUUCCAGCAAUCACGACAUUCCAGCGGCAUCUUUGGGGCACCUUCGGAAGCUCGCAAGGAGAAUCCGUUUUUCGGUGCACCCAAACCGACUGUGGCGCAACAGCACGCGCCUGUGAAUCGUCAUAACAAUGGCGCAACGAUGAGUGGUUCAAACGUUCCAGGGUUCUUCCAUCAGACACGAGCCGCAGAAGCAAGCCUUGGGGCAUCCGCAUACUCUUCUCGUGUCCCUGACUUGGAGGCAGGGCUUUUCCAGCAGACACGAUCCGCAGAAACAAGCUUUGGAGCUGCCGCAAACUCCUCUCGCGUCCCUGAUUUGGAGGAGUAUCCCUACCCAAGUCGCAAGAGUCAAAACCAUGUGCCGACAAGCCAUUUUGAUGGUGCCACGCGAACGCCGCGACGUCGUAUUGUCAAAGCCAAGAAACCCGAUGGUUUCAAACAUCGGGCCAUGCCUAGCCCCUUGAGCGAUGACGAUCUCUAGAGCUAGAGGACCAAACCAAAUCUUCCAGUGGAAGUCAGUAGCGAUCUGCUGUCUGUCUUCUCAGCCACCCUAAAAGAAAUCUUGUGCACCUUUCUCUCGUGGACUGUCACAUUAUGGUACUGUAACUAGCUAGGUAGUUCGGAACAAAACACAGCCAGUCAGCAAAAUUUAGAUCUAAAAUACGCCUGACUAAUUGGAAACACGUCUCUGUUCGUUGUC